CGCCCUUCCCACUUGUGCUAGCAAGUAAAGCGCCUUGCUCCAUGGAGAUCCCCCCGUCCCACUACCCAGCUACGAGAGCAGCCGCCGUAGCUGUGAACUACAUCAACUACCAGCAUGGCAGCCCCAGUAAGAUCUUUAUGGUGCAGCAGGUGACCAAAGCCAGCAGGGAGGACAUUGCUGAUGUUGGGCAUAAAUACCAUCUUAAAUUUUCACUGGAAGAUCUCCUCCACAAGGACAAUGCCAUUAACUGCACUGCUGAAAUUCUUUAUCUUCUGAGCAACCAACGUACUGCGCCACAAGUGCAUUUUACAGUGGAAGGAGAAUUUGGGAAGAACACAGAUGAAGCAGAUAAGAAAUUUUACAACAGACUCAAGAGCCUUCAAGAACCGUUGGUUGCACAAAAUAUUCCAGACAAUUAUGGCAACAUGUCCCCAGAAAUGGAGCCCAUCAGCCAUCUAGCCCGGGUGGCCUGUGGUUAUAUAAUAUGGCAGAACUCCACUGAAAAUACAUUGUACAAUUUGGUUCAAAUCAGAGAUGUCAGGCAGGUGAAAAGAAACGAUGAUUACUUGGAAUUUGACUACACGGUCCUACUUCAUGAUAUUGUUUCACAGGAAAUUAUUCCUUGGCAAAUGCAAGUUCUUUGGCAUCCACAGCAUGGAGUUAAAGUAAUAAAGAACAGCUGUCAGCCAAAACAUGCAGAGCAGGACUAGAAGCAUAUCCAGUACGGCAAUAAUAGAAUCUCAGAAGCUAUGGUGAUGGAGAAGUCAUAUAGACAGACUAAGUGAUGAACAAUAUCCUCACUCACUCUGUGAAACCCUCUAUUCCUUCCAUGUGUAUUUUACUUCAUGCCCAAACAAAUCAAAAUAAAUGUUAUGUAUUUCUUUUCUGUAGUGUAAAUGGUGUGAUGAAGAUAUAAUAAAAUGUCUCAGUGCUUGGCUAA
This is a messenger RNA of Emys orbicularis (European pond turtle), 940 nucleotides long. It is a transcript of the gene LXN, whose product is annotated as latexin. Gene Ontology annotation, molecular function: metalloendopeptidase inhibitor activity. Lineage: Eukaryota; Metazoa; Chordata; Testudines; Emydidae. The transcript has 6 exons. Bases 42 to 710 code for a protein of 222 amino acids. The record is from RefSeq and is a predicted model, not a curated record.